Molecule: messenger RNA, 448 nt
Organism: Drosophila biarmipes
Lineage: Eukaryota; Metazoa; Arthropoda; Insecta; Diptera; Drosophilidae
Gene: robl22E
Product: dynein light chain roadblock-type 1
Exons: 1
Coding region: 90-383 (97 amino acids)
Biological process (GO): microtubule-based movement
Cellular component (GO): cytoplasmic dynein complex; centrosome; cytoplasm
Molecular function (GO): dynein intermediate chain binding
Source: RefSeq, a predicted model, not a curated record
CUUUCAUUUGCUGUUAUUAUUCGCAAUCAACCAUAUUACCCACAAACACACACUUCUACACCGAAAAUUCUGUAAAAUAAUUACCAAAAAUGUCCGCUGAAGUGGAGGAGAUGCUGAAGCGCUUUCAAUCCUUCAAGAACGUCAUCGGAAUUAUAGUGGUGGACAAUGAUGGCAUACCCAUAAAGACUACCCUGGAGUACAACCUGACACUGCACUACGCGGCCGUGAUGCAGUCUGUGAGGGAAAAGGCCCGCCAGGUGGUCCUGGACCUGGAUGCCACCAACGAAUUCACCUUCCUGCGGCUGCGGACUCUCCUGCACGAGGUGAUGCUGUGCCCGCAGGAGGAUUACUUCAUCGUGGUCCUCCAGAGCCCCAGUGACUAGAAUCGCAUUUAAAAAUAUAAAAAUAAAAUACGCACUCAGCCGAUGUGCCAUGUACAAGGCCGAAA